UGACUUUAAGGUACCGCUUUUUCGCACCCAGCCAAGCUUUGUCCUCUUCAUUUGAACUAUCCGAUCAUAUCUAUGCUUAAUCUCAGAUCUGGCUUAUUUUAACGCCACGGGUGUAUAUUGUGAUUCGAUUUUUAAUCGAUUACACUUGUAGCGCUAAUCAACUGGGAAUAUUUUCUGCCUGAAAAGCUAAACUCAGGGAAUAGCGACGCGCUGUGGUGUUAUGAUGAGCCAUUAAACUUUUGCCGCCGCCGAAGCUUCCGUAUUGACAUGUUGUGAACAACAUGGCGGCAAAGGGGCCAUUGUUAAGUCAACACAGAAAUGUGGAAUCUGUCGUCAACCGCUGGUUAGUGGACUACUAUUUGUCUCUGGCCCUGGAGUUGUUUGAGAAGAGGCAAUACGCCGACUUCCUUGGUGUUAGAGAUGUACUCGACUGUGUUUUGGUUCGUCCCGUGGUGCUUACUGAUGGCAUGAGAAAAAAGAUUCUGUUGCUACAGUUUCUCACCUUGAUACAUAAAGGAGAAAGACUGGACGUCCCAUUUGAUCCUGAUCCGUCAAAGACUCCUCUGGAGUCAGCCUUAACGUGCCUGGAAGAAAUGAGACAGGAAUGCCACAUCCCACAGAAGGAUUUUGAGAACAUAUGCACUUCAGUUAAAGAGAUGAUUGUUGGGGUUUUCAUUCAGAACAGUGAAUUUGACAAAGCAGAAGAGAUGCUCAGCAAACACUUUCCCAAAUCAAUGGUUGGCAAGAAAGCUAUGUUGAUGGGGCUCAUCAAUAAGAAGAGAAAAAUGAAUGAAGACCUCGAGCAGAUGAACUUCCAAGACUUCAGAGACGAGAUGUUUACCUUUUGCCAGAAGCUCUGCCCACACACCUGUCCCUUUCUCCAUAAGGCGGCGAAACAGCUUAUUGAUGAAACCGUUCUGGAGGAAGACGGCAAAGCAGCUGGAACUGUUGAAGAAGUAGAAUCCAGCUCAGAGCAAGACGGACCCAGCCCACUCACAAGUCCAACGGUGAACUCUGUCAAGAUUGUACAGCAGCAGUCAGUUAUCCAGAGGACCAGACUCGAAGCAGCCUACAAUGCCUUGGCUGCAGGUUCAGUUGAAAUGACAUUUGCUCAAUUGAAGGACGAAGUGGAGACAGAUGAGCAGGAGACUGAGGAGCAGGAAAGAGACAAUUUUUGUCUGCAACUUUCACUUGAUACUUAUAGCUGUACCCAUCAGAAGUCAGAGGAGGAAGGGCCAUUUCAGAGAAACUCGGGCAGCCCCAUGGAAGCUUCUCCAGCAGAACGACCUCAAACAGAUGCUGUUACUCAGACGCAGGUGGGCUCACUCUCAAAGAUGGCCGCAGUGACGAGGAACCGGCAGCUUCCCACUUUGGCUCAGCUAGUGGUCGAACCAGACAGUCAGGCAGCCUCUCAGUGCACAACAUCUUCUCACGAAGCACAGACUGAAGUGGAAAUGGAAAAGUCACCACAGACUUGUGCUGUAUCCGAUAAAAACGACCAGCAGUGCCCACUGACAGUCAAAAAAGUUUCGGUACCCACACGAAAGCGCAGACGAGUGACCAGAACUGGCAGCAGAUUUCCAGACAGAUUGGUUGAAAGAAACAAUGACGAUUCCCCUGACUCGGUUGCCAACAGUCAAGAUUGUAGUGGGGAACUCCUUAAUCUUUCCAACAGUUCACUCAGCAGUUUAUGCAGAAACUCCAAGUCAAGACAGUCGUCAUCAGACGUUGAGGGAGACUCACUGGAGCGAUUGGCCUCCUGCGAAAGUCCGGUGCAGAAAUCUCAUCAACCACCAGCCAGCGAUUCUCAGAGCGAGGAUCCAGAUAACACAGAUGACACCUCGCCCGGCUUAGCUGAUGUGUUGACUGUCACUCCCGGCAAGCACUCUGCUCAAAGCAUUCAUCCUUCACAGACAAAAUGGAAAAAAAUGUACAAUAAUGCAAAAGAGAGUAAGGACACAUGGAGUGACGAAGAGUCCUAUUUCCCCUCCAAGAGGAGUAGUGGAUUAAAUGCGAGCACUCUUUCUGACUCAAGCCACAAGAAGAGGAAGUGGACCGAGAGUGAAACUCUGAAGUUAAAAGAAGGGGUCAAAAAAUUUGGAGAGGGAAACUGGAGUAAAAUUAAAUCGCAUUACUCCUUCAAGGAUCGAACAAAUGUGAACCUAAAGGACAGAUGGAGAACACUUAAGAAGUUAAACAUGGUUUAAGAUAAGUUCUGGCAGUUUUAAUGCCAUAGCAUAAUACAUAAUCAAUUUUUUCCCUUUAAAACUUCACAUUUUAUUUUGUUUCCUCUGAGGACUUGUAUUUUCAGAUGUUGGUUAAUUAUGGUAAUCGUGUUCAGAUUCAAUAAAUCUUGAAUGUUCACUGUUCAAA
Molecule: messenger RNA, 2373 nt
Organism: Mugil cephalus (flathead mullet)
Lineage: Eukaryota; Metazoa; Chordata; Actinopteri; Mugiliformes; Mugilidae
Gene: terf2
Product: telomeric repeat binding factor a
Exons: 13
Coding region: 282-2207 (641 amino acids)
Biological process (GO): negative regulation of telomeric D-loop disassembly; telomeric D-loop disassembly; negative regulation of telomere maintenance via recombination
Cellular component (GO): shelterin complex; chromosome, telomeric region; nucleus
Molecular function (GO): double-stranded telomeric DNA binding; telomerase activity; G-rich strand telomeric DNA binding
Source: RefSeq, a predicted model, not a curated record